Molecule: messenger RNA, 396 nt
Organism: Ustilago hordei
Lineage: Eukaryota; Fungi; Basidiomycota; Ustilaginomycetes; Ustilaginales; Ustilaginaceae
Exons: 1
Coding region: 1-396 (131 amino acids)
Source: RefSeq, a predicted model, not a curated record
AUGAAGUCAACCACGCUCAGCACCACCUUCACCCUCCUCCUCGUCGCCAUCAUCGGCCUGGUUCAAGCAGCCCCCAUGCCAGCUCCAGCUCCCGCUCCCGCUCCCGCUCCCGCUGAGGGCUCAGCCUCCUUUGUCCUCCUCAUGCUCGACAAUGGCAGCACGGCCAAAUGCACGCUCCCUUCAGGCUUUACUGUUCAGAAAGCGGACCAGAUUUCAUCCAAGCUCGUCGCUUCCGGUAAGAUGGCUUGCCACAAUGGCCGAAUCCACGCUCAGGGCGGAGGCGUAACGCUACACUGCGAAAAGGGCCAGCUCGCUUCCAACAAGGAGGCCACCCAAACUUUAAAGAGCGCCUGUAACGACCAUCAAGGCGUCCAUAUGUUGAUGUUACCUUCCUAA